AUUGCAGUUUGAAACAAUUGGUGCAGAGAAACCUCUGAUUUAGCAUCCACACAUUUGCAAAGAUGAACAGCUUGGGGCUAAUUGUAAACCCUCAUCCAUUUAACGAGAUGAUGAAGCUUUACAUAGCAACAUCUCAACAUAAGAAAGUGCUCGCUGUCAUAGUGCAAAUGAAACAAAAUCGAAUACCAAGAAAUGUCCUAUCGUAUUGGAUGAAUGCGUGUGCAGAGCUGUCGGGUGUUGGAUCAGCUGAGGAGGUUUACAAAGAAAUGAUACAUGACAAAAAUGUUGUGAUGGGAUGGAGCUCUUUAUCUACUUUGGCAAAUAUUUACCAAAAAUCAGGAGCAAUUAACCAGGCUUUUUGGGCACUAAGAGAGGCAAAAAAUAAACUAUCUAGCUGUAAUCGCCUUGGUUAUGUAUUUUUGUCAACAAUCUAUACCUCUUUGAACAAGAAGGAUGAAGUUGUGCGGCUCUGGAAAGCUAGCAAAGAAGUAAAGGGCAGAAUCACAUGUGCGAACUACAUGUGCAUCUUCUCAUGUUUGGUGAAACUUGGUGAUAUUAAAGAAGCUGAAAAUAUAUUUCUUGAGUGGGAGUCACAGUGUAGGACAUUUGAUAUUAGGGUGCCAAACAUUGUUCUAGGCGCAUACAUAAGGAAUGGCAUGAUGAAGAAAGCUGAAUCAUUAUUUAUCUGUUCAUUGAACAGAGGUAGAUGUCGAAAUUAUAAAACUUGGGAGAUAUUCACAGAGGGAUGGGUAAGGAGCAAUGAAAUGGAUAAAACUAUAGAUACAACGAGAAGAUCCCUUUCUACGUUGGAAUAUUUGCCUUUCGUUCUAUUAUUUUCUUCUGUUUGCAUCCUCAUAUAG
This is a messenger RNA of Coffea arabica (coffee), 860 nucleotides long. The record is from RefSeq and is a predicted model, not a curated record. NCBI's taxonomy places the organism in Eukaryota, Viridiplantae, Streptophyta, Magnoliopsida, Gentianales, Rubiaceae.